ACUGUGUAGUCUCACUAGAGCAGAAUUUGCAUCGUCCAGGCCCAUCCUCCCACUCACAAGUGUUCUGCAUCCCAAACCUGCCUUGCAUGCAGAUGCACUCUCAUGCAGCUUUGGUGAACUAAGACUCUAUUCGUGGAAGGAUUAACUUCUAUAACAACAUCAUACCUGCAUGUAUUAUGGAGACAGUUCACCUCUGUGUUUUUAUAAUGCUGUGUUUGGGGAGGCACGUAUAUGGUGCAGAUGUUUCACAGCGACAAAAAAGAAACUGGAUCAUUGAGUCCUUUACUAUUGAUGAAGGCUAUGAUGGCCUUUUUCCAUAUACCUUGGGCAAAGUGCAAGUGGGGAGAAAAUAUGCUCGUUUUCAGAUACAUGGCCAAGGUGUUUAUUUGGAACCGAGAGACAUAAUAGAAAUCGAUGAAAACACUGGAGAAAUUACAGUGCAUGGCCCUGUGGACUUUGAAAAACACAAAUCCUUGAAGCUAAUAUUUCAGGCAAUAGACAGGGUCAGAAAUGUAGUGGACACACAGCUUGGCGUUGACAUCCAAAUUAUGGACGCAAAUGACCACUCACCAGUGUUUGACGCUGAAAUAUACGCCGUCACUGUAAAAGAGUCAAUAUCUCAAGGCACUGGACUGACCACCGUUAAGGCAGUAGAUGCGGACACCAAUCAAAAUAAAGAAUUUGAUUUACGGAUACUCUCCGUAACUCCCAGAUCACAUGAUGUGGAGUUCUACUUUAAGACGUCAGAUGCUGAAACGGGAACCAUUUCCUUCAAAGGGUGUCUGGACUAUGAUAAAUCAAAGAAAUACACCAUCAUAGUUGAGGCUAAAGAUCACGGCAAACCAAAACAGCUCUCCAGUUCCUGUACUGUCAUAAUCAACAUAGAAGAUGACAACAAUCACCUUCCAGUCAUCUCAGGACUAACUGGUCCAGGAAAAGUAAAGGAAGGGCUGAGUUAUGCUCUGAUUUUACGUCUUCAAGUCACUGACAAAGACAGCAAAGAUACGGCGGCGUGGAGAGCGAAAUAUAACAUCCAACGAGACGCAAGCAAGAACUUCCGAAUCACUACUGAUUGGAAGACAAAUGAAGGGUUACUGUAUGUGGAAAAGCCUCUGGAUUAUGAGGAAGCUUCCCUGAAGACCAUGACGAUCACAGUGGAGAAUGAAAUUCCAUAUUUUUCAUGCAGUGUGGUGAGACGGAGCACCACUAGUCUUUGGACACUGAAGACUCAUAGAGGCACCCCGACUGCUGGUCAGUCCACGUAUGGCGUGGAUGUGAUUGUGGAAGAUGUCAAUGAGGCACCCAUUUUUGUUGAGCCGAACAAACAGGUUGCGCUGAGGGAGAAUGUUGCGGCGGGACAGUAUCUGGCGACCUUCACAGCGAGAGAUCCUGAUUACAGCAAGGCUAACACACUUUUCUACAUGAAAGGGGAGGAUCCAGCUGACUGGGUUACAGUGGACACCUUGACUGGAGCAGUAACUACAUCCAAGAUCCUUGACAGAGAGUCACUCUAUGUGAAAGACAACAUCUACAAAGCCACAGUAUGCGCUGUUGAUGAUGGUGUACCUCCAAUGACAGGCACUGCAACGCUCAGCAUAAUCAUUAGUGACGAGAAUGACAAUGCUCCAUUCCUGGCUGAAAACCACAUGGAUAUGUGCCAAUCUGAAGGUCAAUCUAAGGUCAAUGUUACAGCUUUGGACCCAGAUGAAGGCCCAAACAGUGGGCCUUUCCGAUUCAAACUAAAUGGAGAUAUUAUGGGCAGGUGGGACAUUGACCCUAAGCAAGGCUACUCAGUCUACCUGUUGAAAGACAACAUUGUUGCUUCUGGACGACAUGAGUUGCUCCUGGAAGUGUCAGAUCUUCAGGGCAAAGCUGCUGUGCACAACCUGUCAGUUACAGUGUGUAACUGCUUAGACAAAAGCAGACCAAACUGUCGUGCAGGCAGCCCCACGCUGGGAAAAAAAGCUGGAAUCAUUUCGUCAUGCCUCGUACCUCUUACAGGUAUUCCUCUCACAGCAUUUCUGAGGUCAAGAAAGAAAAAAGGCAAAACCAACAGCUCAGAAGGUUUGGCCAUACCAGACAGCUCAGGACAUCUAACGCAGUGUAACACAGAGAACCUCGGCCAGGAUUGCCAAGUACGCUUUGAACCGCUGCACCAAGAAGACAAAAGAGAACUAAUGACUGAAAUGUUACCUGUACCGGAACACAAUUGGGUGAGACCCAGCUCCUUGUCUCCAGAUGUGGGCAAAGUAAUAAAUGAGAUGCUGGACUCUUUACACACAGGAGAGGAGCUGGAUGAUGGCGCUCCUCGUGUGUAUGCUGAAGAAGGAGACCCAGACACUAGCACUGAGCUUGAUGCCAUUUCCAUCCCUGAAAUACCUUUUGACCCAGAGUUGGACCUGGAUUUCCUACUCAGUUCUCCAGACUCAAUCCAAAUUCCUAAUAGAAGCACAAUAUACAAUAUAACUACAUCUCAUGCAAUAGAAAAUCUUCAAACCAAAACAAUAAACCUGGAAGGAAGAAACAUAUUUCGACAAAAGGGCAAAAAUGAUAAGUAUAAGAACAUCCCUUUAUAUUUGUAAAUAUCAAUAUAAGAUCAUUCCAAUAGGGGGGAAAAAAGAUAAAAUAGUAAAAUAGUCAUCUACGUGAUUAAACACAACACAAAGUCGGCUAGGUCAGGCCAUAUACAUUCAUGGCUUCUAAAUCUGUUUUAUCCACCAAUGGUAGACCAAAGCUGUGUGAGAUCGGGAAAUGCUCUGUGUUUACAAUAAAGCUCCAGGGAGCGUCUGGCAACAUCAACAAAAUGAUGUUAGUACAGCUUCAGAUCAGCAUUUCCAUGCACCAAUUACAAAACAAUGUGCGCAGAUCCGUAAACCCAGGUGCAGCUCAGCACAUGUCCCAAACUUCUGAACUAAACCCAGGAGUAUGGACAUUAUCUCGCUUAUCACGUCAUAAUGCCAUCCAUGUAUCAAUAUAUAAACAUAAAUAGCUAUACGUGUAAUUAGUGCACUUGUAGAGUAACUACAUUAUAAAGAACAAGUGCAACAACAAGCCAACAAACUGCAGGAAUAGACCACACUAGUAUGCUCUUGUCAAGGCGAUUUAGGGGGUUGCUCUUUCAUUCGUGGCCAUAUACUUUUUCCCCAUAAUAAAAAAGAAAACCGGAAUGUUUCUUUUAUAGUGUCUCUGCAGGUUUCAACAAGUCACAUUUAAGACUUUUUAAAGGCCAUGAUGAAUACAAUUCAAGACCCAUUUCACAUCCACACUGGUAAAGAUAAAGUACUAACAACUUUGCUGCCGGCUUUCAUGAAGUUUUUUCGACUGCUAUGCACAGCUAUAGCACAUCAAGGCCGCACUAGUGCUUUAGUUCCAUUUUGUAGUUAUGUUAGCGUCCUCAAAAUCUAAACAUUUAAUAGCGACAUUGAAGUUUAUGCAUUUGUAUUUUAAAAAAUCAUAUUUCAGACAUUCUAUGACAUUUUAAGACCAUUUUUGACAUUUUAAGGCCUUAAAGUGCCAUUAUUGAUUUGAGUGCAGAUACCCUGUUUUAUUAAGGCCGCAUGGAGGGUGUGGGUAAAAUAUACAGUGUACAAGUAUGUACAUGUUAUUCACAUAGUAUAAUGUACUGUUGAUUUUACCGUAUAUUUAAUUGCGUCACUAUUUCUUAACAGACACGUUCAAGCGACUUAAUCUACUUCCUGAGAAACACUGACUCCUUGUGGUGAUUCACGUUAUUACAUCGUAUAAAUAAAGAUUGAGAAUCCUGUUCUUUUUCGGUAUUCUAUCCCUUCAAAAACGGAGUCAGUAGAAAAUUGACAAGUGGCUUGACAAAUCAUCUUGGGAAAAUAUCAUUUUUUCAACUGCGGGUUUCCAUGAAAUGAAACGUUCAUGUGUGUGUCUGAUUUGUGACCUUUUCUUGACUCAAGCGGGUUGCCUGGAGAAUCCAACGGUAUGCAGACUGGACAUGUUGAUUUGGAUCUGUUAAGUGUCUUCAUGCUGGGUCAUUAAAAGAAAAAACAUAGAAAUGUGUCACAUGACUGUCUGGAGUUAAGACGUUUAAAAACUAAUGGCACAGAAUGAUGAUGAUGUAGACCAAAAUGCAACCU
This is a messenger RNA of Dunckerocampus dactyliophorus (ringed pipefish), 4103 nucleotides long. RefSeq names its product cadherin-2A-like. Gene Ontology annotation, cellular component: adherens junction; catenin complex; plasma membrane. The transcript is spliced from 15 exons. Lineage: Eukaryota; Metazoa; Chordata; Actinopteri; Syngnathiformes; Syngnathidae. Gene Ontology annotation, biological process: homophilic cell-cell adhesion; multicellular organism development; cell-cell junction assembly. The record is from RefSeq and is a predicted model, not a curated record. Bases 177 to 2582 code for a protein of 801 amino acids. Gene Ontology annotation, molecular function: calcium ion binding; cadherin binding.